GCGUCUUACUGAUUGAAUGAAAGGGAUGGACUUCCCUGUGGAUCUCCUGGAUAACUACAAUCAUGAAGAUCUGGAGAGAUCUGGAGAGGAUUGUCUAUCUGAACUUAGAUGUGGAGAUCCAGAAAAUCCAGAAUAUUUCUCUCUUGUUGAUAAUAUCAAGGUUCCAAUUUGUUUGUCAACCGUAGGGUUCAUCCCCCUUUAUGGUGGAGAAGAAAGACACAAAGUUCUUGCUUUAUUUGCACCUGAGGACUCACUUGCAGCUGUUGCCUUGUUUCUGGCUGAUCAGUGGUGGACUAUUGAUGAUAUUUUGAGAACAUCAUCUCCUUCUAGAGAAGGACUUCUACGGGUGAAAUCAAUUGGGGAAAGAGUGGUUCUUUAUGUGCUCAACAGAAUAAUUUAUCGUAAACAAGAAAUUGAGAAAAAUGAGGUCCCAUUUCUUUGCCAUGGUAGCCAUGAUUAUGCAAAAAUUCUGUGGAAGAAAGGAAUGGCUAUUGGUUUUUAUUCUAUUAAACUGCCAGGGAGCAUAUGUAGUGCCUUUGUUACUCAGAGCUACCAGCUUCCUGUUCUGGACACAAUGUUUGUGAGGAAGAAGCAUAAGGGUAAAGAUUUUGGGCUUCUGAUGCUGGAAGAUUUUGUGGAUUCUUUCACAGAAGAUGCCCUUGGUUUACGUUUCCCUCUGACAUCUUUCAUGCAUACUGCUUGCCAGAAGUACUUUGAAAGGUAUCCAGGGGAUCGUGACCUUCUGUGGGAAGUUGAAGGCAUAGGCCACUGGCACCAGCGAACACCUGUAGCUAGCGUUUUGCAGAGAGAAAGUUUAAAACUCAAAGAAGCCUUGCAAAUAGAAGCUAGCACUUCCCAGAAUGAGGAGCAGCUUCUGUACCCUUCCACAGAUAACAGCCCAUCGCAUGAACAGGCAGUUGACCCCGGUGAAACACACUUGAGUGUUGAUGUCCAUAAAAAUAAAGAUGGCUUUGAUGUAUAUGAAGGUACCUCUGAAGAACUUACUGCUUUACCAAUUCCUACUCGAUCACGAAGCAAUCAUCUGAAACAUCCAAAGUUGGGGAAAAGAAUUCAAGAACCUGGAAUUUCUGAAACUGAAGAUGUAAAUUCUUCUCAAUCAUUGGGAAACAGAUUGGAUCCUAUUAUUCAUGUAUCUGAACAUUCAGAAGAAUUGAUAGAUGAGAUGGAAGAAAAACUGAUGGACAGUGAGCAGAAAAAGCUACUGGAGAAUUCAAAACAGUCAGUCCAAGAAACAGUCCAGCAGUAUAUUCCACCAGAGAAGCAAGAUGAUAAAGAGGAAACAGAUAUAGAGCCAAUCAAUGGAGAGAUAAUGGAAAAUGCUAUCAAGGUAUCAAUAGUGACUGAAGGAUCAACAACAAAUGAAGUUCUGGAUGGAGAGUCAAAGUUACAACCAGACAGUUCAGAAGAAACAACUUUAACUUUACUUGUACCGUUAAUCCUUGAUUCUUCAGGAAAAUCCACUGAAGAUAGUGAUGACAAUGUUUCAGAUAAGGUUGAGAAUUUGGCAGAUUCUGAGGUGGCAAUAGAAGAGGAGCAUGUUACACAAAGGAAAAGAGCAAAUGCUGAUCCUGUUUCAGCAGCAGAAAAAGAAUCUUCUAAUAAUGGUAUUUCAAACUCGGUAGCAGGUGAAGCUCCAGAAGAUGCCAUUUCUGAAAAUGUCUCUCCCAACACAACCUCUUCCUUGGAAGAGCAAAGCGAAGAGGGUGGAUCUGACUCACCAGAAGCCCCCAUUGCUCUGGCUCAGGGGGCUCUGAUGAUGGUUGAAUUGGAGGACAUCUCUUACCAGCAACAUUCCGAGGGACAAAAGAACCAAAUGGAUGAACAGUCUGAAGAGUCAGCUGAGCCCGUGUCUGAGAGAGCUGCUGACAGCAGUUCAGAAGAAGCAGAAAUUGAGGUGCCCGUAGUAGACAGGCGGACCUUACGAAGAAAGGCUAAAGGAUACAAAGGCCCACCUAAGAAAAAAGGGAAACUAAUUUGAACAGAAUUGUAGUCAACCUAAAUGGGAAUGAUUGCCAUUUUCAUUGUUUCU
Messenger RNA from Protobothrops mucrosquamatus (brown spotted pit viper), 2050 nucleotides. RefSeq names its product family with sequence similarity 169 member A (gene FAM169A). The transcript is spliced from 13 exons. The coding region runs from base 17 to 1999 and encodes 660 amino acids. NCBI's taxonomy places the organism in Eukaryota, Metazoa, Chordata, Lepidosauria, Squamata, Viperidae. The record is from RefSeq and is a predicted model, not a curated record.